AUGGCCCUGCUUUCAACAGCCAAGGAGUACGUCAAGUCCGAACUCAAGAUCACUCCACAAGUGGAGCAAUAUCAGCACAAUCCAACUAGUAAGCGGCAACAUGUUGUACCGGAAAAUAGAGAUACCAGCAAUACCCCCACGAAGUGGCGACCGACGAAUUGUUUCUACUGUGACAAAUGCGGACACCAACCAAAAAAUUGUACUGAAGUACCGACAAUCGAGCAACGACGACACAUCAUGAAAACGAAGAAACUCUGUCACAAUUGUGGAGCCAACGACCACAUAGCCACGAAGUGUCCUAGAGGACCCUUCCGCGUUUGCGGAACAACCGGACAUCAUACGUCUAUCUGCAAAAAACUCUUCGACUCAUACUCACCACCACGUUUACCUCCACCAGUAAAACUGCCUAAGAAACAAUCACAGCCAACGAAACCGACGACACGAGCAUCGGCGACGCGUGCGAAGGUGAAUUCAGUCAAUUUCGAGUCUACACUCGAUGUGAAGCCGCAACCGAAUACAGUUCUGCACGUCAACGACAAUGCAGAAGUCAUGAUACUCGCAGGGCAAGCACAGGAGCCGACAGAUCGUUCAUCAGCAACGAGUUGGCCAAACGACUGA
Necator americanus (New World hookworm) is the source of this 618-nucleotide messenger RNA. RefSeq lists its product as uncharacterized. NCBI's taxonomy places the organism in Eukaryota, Metazoa, Nematoda, Chromadorea, Rhabditida, Ancylostomatidae. The transcript is spliced from 2 exons. The coding region runs from base 1 to 618 and encodes 205 amino acids. The record is from RefSeq and is a predicted model, not a curated record. Gene Ontology annotation, molecular function: zinc ion binding; nucleic acid binding.